AUGUCCACCGAGGAUGCUAAAGCGUAUCUCGCGGCACGAGAGGUACCUCGGCUCUUUGAGUGCCUCAUGACGGGUCUGAUGUUUCACCGACCAAACGACCACAUACAGUAUCUGAUAGACAGCCUGGAAAAGGUCAAAGCCAAAGGUCAAGAUGCAGUAACAUGGAACAUGUUUGUAGAAGCACACUCGGCUAAAACACCGCUGCCACCUAUUUUACCGGAGAACGGGAAAAGAAGACCUUUGUCAAGAGAAAGCACUAAAGAAGAUGCAAGACCAUUAUCAUCUAUGUCUGCUCCAUUGCCUCCUAUUGGCUCAGGACAGCUGAUCAAUGUGCCAGUCGUGUUUGUCAUGGGUGGACCAUGCAGUGGGAAAUCAUCACAUGCCGACAAAUUAGCCAAGAAAUAUCCAGAUUGGACCAAUAUUCAUGUGGGGGAAUUACUGAGGACCAAGAUCAACAGAAAAAAUGCCAAAGAUAAAUGGAAAACAGUGCAAGAUCUGGUCAAAAAUGGAGAGCUGGCACCCCAGGACAUUGUGUUUAACUUGUUGUGUGACCACCUGAAAAACAACAGGCAAACAAAGGGCUUCAUCAUUCAUGGAUUCCCACGAAACAUGGAGCAAGCUCAUGCAUUUGAAACAACGAUGGGACCUGUUGGUGCUCUGCUGCUAAUUGACUGCGAGGAGGACAGAUUAACCAGAAAUGCAGUGCUCAGAGCAAAGACUAGUGACAGACUGGAUGACACACCUGGUGCCUUUGCAAGACGGUUGACAAUAUUUAAAGAACAAACUUUGUCUGUUCUGAAAUAUUACGAUGAAGUGGGAAAACUGUACAUUAUCGAAGGUGACCAAGAUGACGACGCAAUAGACAGUGAACUUUCUGCCACAUUUGAUAAAAUUUUACAAACAGUAGAAAAUGGCAGAAUUCCUACUCCGCCUCCAGGAAGUCGACCAUCUACAGGAAGAUGGUCCAGAAGAUCAGUGACGCCCUCAGCCCCGCCUCAGUCACCACCUGCAUCUCCUGCAAGUUCUAAGUAUAGCUUCAAGUUGCCAAACAUCACGUUUGUUCCUCCUCCAGAAAUCAAAAUCAAAGACGAAGGUCGCAGACCUGACCUUCCUACAGCACCAAUAAUCUUCCUAGCAGGUGGACCUGGCAGUGGUAAAGGUACUCAAUGUGCAAAGAUUACCGCCAGAUAUCCAGACAUUGUUCAUAUUUCAACAGGAGACAUUCUCCGCAGGGAGAUCUCAGAAAGAGGCACAGCAGAAGAGAAGUGGAUCAUGAUAAUGAAAUUGUUGAAACAAGGAGACAUGGCACCAGUGGAUGUCACAGAAGAGUUGCUCAUCAAAACUAUGCAAGAACAUCCAGAUGCCCAGGCUUACUUGGUUGAAGGAUAUCCCAGAGAUGCUUUGCAGUAUGAAGAGUUCAACAGAAAUAUUGGUGGCCAUGCUUUCACAAUUCUGCUAGACUGUGAGAGUCAGUACCUACAUGACAGGCUGGUUCUGCGUGGUGGCAGCGGAAAUGACAGAAUUGAUGACAACGUGAAUGCUAUUGAGAAAAAACUGACAUUCUUUGCCAGAAACACUUUGCCUUUACUAAAGGUCAUUGAGGAUGAGAACAAGUUGAUUGUGAUUGAUGGUGACCGUGAUGAAGAUGAAAUAUUCUACGAUAUUGUCAAAUGUUUGGACUACAGUCUGUAUGGAGAAGAAAAAA
Messenger RNA from Candidula unifasciata, 1705 nucleotides. The record is from the annotation of a GenBank genome assembly. Lineage: Eukaryota; Metazoa; Mollusca; Gastropoda; Stylommatophora; Geomitridae.